Messenger RNA from Paracoccidioides brasiliensis Pb18, 2076 nucleotides. RefSeq lists its product as uncharacterized. The transcript is spliced from 6 exons. Gene Ontology annotation, molecular function: FAD binding; fatty acid binding; acyl-CoA oxidase activity. Gene Ontology annotation, biological process: lipid homeostasis; fatty acid beta-oxidation using acyl-CoA oxidase. Gene Ontology annotation, cellular component: peroxisome. The record is from RefSeq and is a predicted model, not a curated record. The coding region runs from base 1 to 2076 and encodes 691 amino acids.
AUGGCGAACAAGACCGAUUUCAGCGCAGCACUGAAGCCAGCAGCCCCGGAUGGAGCUACGAUUCUCGCAAAUGAGAGGGCUCGAUCGUCAAUUCCAGUCCAUGAGCUCUCACAGCAUCUUUUGACCUCUGAAUACCUUGAACAGCAAAAUCGUGUCCUCAAUGUUCUCGAGAGUGAUCCCCUCUUCAAAAAGACAAAUCAGGCCAAUCUUUCCCGCCCGGACCGAUAUUUGCUAGCAUUAGCCAGAAGCAAGAGAAUCCGCCAGUUCCAGGACAAAUUUAGAUGGAACAAAGACGGCUACAGCAUGGCAGCCAGCCUAUGCGACGAUGUGCUCCCUUAUCACCUCCACACGUCUAUGUUCACCACAACGGUUGCUCAACAGGGAAGUGAAGCACAAAAGGCGUACUGGAUGCCCAAGAUUGAAGCAUGGGAAGUGAUUGGGGCUUACGCGCAAACAGAACUGGGUCAUGGAAGCAAUGUUCGUGGACUCGAGCUGGAAGCAAAGUGGGAUCCAAAAACCAAAGAAUUUGUUCUUCACAGUCCGCAUUUGACUGCGAGUAAGUGGUGGAACGGCACUAUGGGCCGCACUGCAAACCAUGUCAUUGCUAUUGCGCAACUGCUGCUUCCUGUUUCAGGAUCUGGAAUAGAUACGAAGUAUAAAAACUAUGGACCUCAUCCGUUCAUUGUGCAGAUUCGGGAUAUGAAGACGCACCAGCCACCCGAGAGUAUCGUGGUGGGCGAUAUUGGUCCGAAGUACGGGUAUGAUAGCAUGGAUAACGGAUACUUGUUAUUCAAUCACCAUAGAGUUCCACAUGAUGCUAUGCUAGCCGGGUAUUCAAGUGUGAACCCUGAGUCUGGCGAAUAUACCAAGCCGAAAAACCCAGUGGUUGUAUAUGGAACAUUGACCCAUAUCCGUGCUAAACUUGUCAUGGAAGCAAGACUCGCACUCGCCCGAGCUGUAACAGUGGCAGUGAGAUAUCUUUCUAUACGGCGCCAGUUCAAAGACAAAGAUGCACCCAAUGAUGCUGCUCUAGAAAUAAACGUUCUAGAUUACCCCACUGUCCAAUUCCGAAUUCUUCCCCUCCUGGCCACAACAUUCGCACUCCACUAUAGCGGCAAAGCCAUGAGCGAACUUUACGACCGGACAAGACAGGAUAUCGAAAAAGCCGGAGAUUUUGCCACCCUUGCCGAACUCCACAGCACCUCUUCGGGUCUGAAGAGUCUGUGCACGGAUCUUAGCGCAAACGGCAUUGAGACGUGUCGAAGAGCCAUGGGCGGCCAUGGCUUUGGGGGAGGCAGCGGCCUCGUGCAACUUAACAAUAACUAUCUCUCCAAACCCACUGUCGAGGGAGACAAUUACAUGAUCACACAGCAAGUGGCCCGAUAUCUGAUUAAAAAAGUUGGCGAACUGGUGCAGAAUAACGGGGGCCCCACAACUACACGGACGGAGGAGGGUCUGAAGCGAUAUCUCAAUUCGAAGGAUAGGAAGCUCAAUUUCAACGUGCUCAAGAAUGAUGAGGAUAUUGUGCACGCAUUUGAAUGGAGAGCAGCAUAUUUCUCUUUCAAAGCAUACGAAAAGCGAGAGAUCCAGAAACAAUCCUGGAACAGCCUCCUAAUAGAUUUCUACAGAUUAAGCCGCACACACUCCCAAUCCAUCCUCGUCAUAAACUUCUACAACGCCCUCAAAAAUGACGCCAAUAUCCCCUCCGAACAAACCCGGGAGGUUCUCUGGGAUCUCUUCCGCCUUUUCGCCCUGAGCACCAUGGAAACCGAAUCGCGCGAAUUCUACAGCUGCGGCGCGGUGUCGAACGAAGAUCUCGACGCGGUUACGACUCGUGUAUUCGACCUGAUGCAACGUGUUCGGCCGCAUGCGGUGCGGCUGGUGGACUCCUGGGCGAUUCCUGACUUUCUGCUGAAUAGUGCGCUGGGCCGUUAUGACGGUAAAGUGUACGAAGAAUUGUUUGAGUUGGCCCAUAGGCAGAACCCAUUGAACGAGGUCACUGCCAACUCGGAUUAUCGGACUGAUGAGUUGGUUCUUGGUAGUGGAGAUGCUGGGCGAAUUCUGUCCAAGCUCUAG